Fusarium odoratissimum NRRL 54006 is the source of this 798-nucleotide messenger RNA. RefSeq lists its product as uncharacterized. Gene Ontology annotation, biological process: transmembrane transport. The transcript has 2 exons. Gene Ontology annotation, cellular component: membrane. Bases 1 to 798 code for a protein of 265 amino acids. The record is from RefSeq and is a predicted model, not a curated record. Lineage: Eukaryota; Fungi; Ascomycota; Sordariomycetes; Hypocreales; Nectriaceae. Gene Ontology annotation, molecular function: ATPase-coupled transmembrane transporter activity; ATP binding.
AUGCGCUCUCUGUGGCUGAGGCCAUUCGGCCAACACCAUGUCCCUGACCUUCCUGUGAAGAGGGAGGUGACUGCGGAACAAGAUGCAGGUUUCUUGAGCAAACUUUGGUUUGCUUGGAUCAGCCCGCUCAUGACUGUGAGACUAUGCCUAUCUAUCGGAUACCGGCGCCACCUCGAACGCAAUGAUAUCUGGACAGUGACAGACGCAAGGCUGAUGGAUACGCUCCAGCCGAGUCUUCAUGCCGCUUUUCGAAAACGAGUAUUGGCUCGCAACCGACUUCCCCUCCUAUGGGCACUCUACGAGGUCUUCAAAUUUGGCUUCUGGCUCGGCGCUGUCAGUCAGUUCGUUGUGUCGACUCCGCAGGUGAUGACGCCCUUCACGCUGCGAUUCCUUAUUGAGUGGGUUCAACAUGUCUACCCUGACGGACACGACACUCGCGGCUCCACGCCAGUAGCAGCUGGCAUAGGAUAUGUCCUCGGUAUUGCGGUUUUGCAGAUGCUUCAGACUUUCGCCUCGAGCCAGUUUUAUUAUCAGGGCAUGUUACUUAGUGGGCAGACACGCAGCGUUUUGAUAGCCAUGACGUUCAGUAAGUCACUGAGACUUUCUAAUAGGGCCAAGGCUGGAGGUCAAACAGGGAGUGACGGUUCGGGUCCAUACGAUGGUAUUCCCAGUCGGGUACAUGAGAAAGGCUGGUCCAACGGACGUGUGAUGAGCCUGGUCUCCAAUGACACCGCCCCUAGUGACAUACGCGACGAGACCGCUGGUGGCAAGCCGAAAUCGUAUCAACAUAGUCACUGA